Microthlaspi erraticum is the source of this 300-nucleotide messenger RNA. Lineage: Eukaryota; Viridiplantae; Streptophyta; Magnoliopsida; Brassicales; Brassicaceae. The record is from the annotation of a GenBank genome assembly.
AUGAAUGGAAUGGACGAGGGUUACAAGUUGGCGUCUAAUUGGUUCCACCAUGGAGAUGGUAAAUCUGUAUCUGCAGUAGAAGGUGUUGAUAGUGUGAGGAAUACUGAGAUUUUUGGAUUAUACGAAGCAGCUACAUGUUUGGAUGAGGAUUUAGCUAGUAAGGGUUUAGAUUUAGGAGAAGUUGUUGAGGGUGAGGAUAGAAAGGAAGAUGAGUUUUUAGCUAAACUUGCAGAGGCUGAGACGCCGUUGUAUCCAGUGUAUAAACCACAACAAGCUGUCACCUAUAGUGUCUCUCUUUAG